CGUAUGCGUGCGGGUGGGCCGGUCGCGCGAGAGACGAGUUCAGUUCGUUUUACCGUCGGGCACCGCGUGCGGUUUUUGCUCGGCCGUCGUCGUCGCAUUCGUUGUUUUUUCGUUCCGUCGACUUUUCGAAAUUUCGUUCUACCACUCGGCCGAUAACCACGUGCGAAUCCAAAAAACAUAAGGUUAAAAUAAUAAAACGUAUUAUGCCCACCUGUUAUGUAGAAAAAUUUUCUUUUUUUUUUUUUUUUGAAACCCACCGUGAACUUCCGAUAAAUUGACAACAUAAUAUUCAUUUAUCGUUUGUUUUCAUCUUGAUUUUGGACUAAUUUUUCCCAGGACGUGAUCGUACAGCCGAUAUAGAUUAAAAUAUAUCGAAGAGUUAUGGACGUUUAACAGAAAAUUGCUGUCUACUCGUUUGGUGGCUACACAAAGAUCAUUGUUGAAUAAUUAUCCAAGCGCAAUUAGUAUACAAAGCCGCUCAUUAUGUAGAAGUUUAACCCACGUUAGGUCAUCCAAGAGUGUUGCACCCCUUGGUUUAUGAUUACAAAUUGGACCUGAGUGCGUAUCCACGUCUGUUAUUGGCAUUGUAUUUCCAAAUAUCAGUAGCUGUAAUAGGUCGGGCCACUGUCUUUUCGAGGUGUGAAUAUAUUAUGCUGCCGAUGUGACGACGGCAAUGCGGCGAUGACGGCAACCAGCAGCGUCACCUGAGUGGCCGGCCGGUUAUGCUCGGGUCGGCGUACCCGGAUGUCGUUUAAAUGGACGGCGUCAACGUCACGGCCGCAGUGUACGAGCACAACGAGACAGUGGUGUCGUGGCCGAAGAACGCGACGACCGCCGCCGGGCCGUCAUCAACGUACACGGCGCUGGAAGCGUUCACCAUCGGCUCCGUGCUGUUCCUGGUCAUCGUGGUGACGAUCGUCGGCAACGUGCUCGUCUGCAUCGCCGUGUGUCUGGUCCGCAAGCUUCGGCGCCCGUGUAACUAUCUGCUCGUGUCGCUGGCCGUUUCCGACCUGUGCGUGGCCCUGCUCGUCAUGCCCAUGGCCCUGCUCUACCUGGUCCUUGGAAAAUGGCCGUUCGGCACGUUCAUGUGCGACCUCUGGGUGUCAUUCGACGUACUGUCUUGCACCGCGUCCAUAUUGAACCUGUGCAUGAUCAGCGUGGACAGGUACUACGCCAUCACCAAGCCGCUGGAAUACGGCGUGAAGCGGACCCCUCGCCGGAUGCUGGUAUGUGUGUCGCUAGUGUGGCUAGGCGCAGCGUGUAUUAGCCUGCCGCCGGUGCUCAUACUGGGCAAUGAGCACUCGACGGUGGACGGGGUACCACACUGCACCGUGUGCCAGAACUUCGGUUACCAGAUAUACGCGACGCUGGGGUCGUUCUACAUACCACUGACCGUCAUGAUCACGGUGUACUACAAGAUCUUCCGGGCCGCCCGCAAGAUCGUGCUGGAGGAACGGCGGGCGCAGAGCCACCUGGAGAACAGCCACUGUUACUUGGAGAUUAGCGUCAAGAACGGCGUUGGCCCGGUCGAGUCGAAAAUCGCCGCCGCCGCGCCGGAACGUGGCCAACACGGUCACCGGGCCAGCAGCAGCGCCAGCACCGUCACCACGUGUAGUGGUACGAUAGGGAGCGGUGCACGUGGCGGCGACGGGUGCCGAUGCUGUUCAAUGGUACGCCGGUCGGUGGGCGAGUACCAGUGCCCAGUGCUGAUGGUGGUACCCAGCAACGGCCACAAUGCAGGACGUCCGGCGGCGGCCACCAAGAAGCCCGAGUCUGGCGGAAAGAAGCUCAGGUUCCAGCUGGCCAAGGAGCGGAAGGCGUCCACCACGCUGGGCAUCAUUAUGAGCGCGUUCACCGUGUGCUGGUUGCCGUUCUUCGUGCUGGCGCUGGUCAGGCCGUUCCUCAGCGACCCGUCCAGCAUACCCAGCUCGCUGAGCAGCCUGUUCCUGUGGCUGGGCUACGCAAACUCGCUACUGAACCCCGUAAUCUACGCCACGCUGAACCGAGACUUCCGGAGGCCGUUCCAGCAAAUACUGUACUUCAAGUGUGGCUCGCUAAACCACAUGAUGCGCGAGGAAUUUUACCAUUCGCAGUACGGCGACCCUGAGCCACAGCACUCCACGCACUAUUGCGUGAUACCCGGAGAGCCCAGCAUAGUGCCGCACCACCCGUCCCCGACCAAGCCGGAAGACACGCGGACCACGGAUUCCAAUCAACAGACCCUGGCGUCCGAGUCGUUUCUCUAGUAGUGACUCGAUUAUUAUUAUCACGACGAUAACGUUGAAUUUACGAUAUUCGUUCGACACGGUGGUACACGCCCAGAGUACAGCGGUACAGUUGCGCCGGCGGGUGGCGGCCGGUAGUCGAUAAUAAUAAUAAUAAUAUUAUAUUGUACGAUAAUAAUUGCAGUAUGCUGCGAGAUGAGACUAUACUAUACUAUAUGUCUGCCGGUUUUAUUUCGUUAUAUUAUUAUCCUCUUCGAUUCUGUUUACGCCGAACGGAGUAAAAAAAAAAAAAAAAAAAAUUUGUUAAACGAUUCCGAAUGUCAAAAACUGCAAAAAUGGUAUAACAUAUUUAAAAUUCAUUGUAACAUAAACAUUAUACAUAAUAAUUUAUAUAGGUA
Molecule: messenger RNA, 2623 nt
Organism: Metopolophium dirhodum (rose-grain aphid)
Lineage: Eukaryota; Metazoa; Arthropoda; Insecta; Hemiptera; Aphididae
Product: 5-hydroxytryptamine receptor 1-like
Exons: 8
Coding region: 756-2246 (496 amino acids)
Biological process (GO): adenylate cyclase-activating adrenergic receptor signaling pathway
Cellular component (GO): membrane
Molecular function (GO): G protein-coupled amine receptor activity
Source: RefSeq, a predicted model, not a curated record